UAUUUUAUUUAUAAUCCCAUUUCAUAUUGAGUAACGUAUCAAGUAUUGUGAGACAGACGAGAAUGAGAACUGUGUCAAGUAUUAUGGGACGGGGAGAGUAGAUACGAACUUUCACUGCACACUAGCAAGUCCAAAGUAGAAGAGGAGCGCCAAAAAUAGUACUCAUACGUACCCCCAAACCACGUCACACAAUCUGCCUUCAUUUUAAUUUCUUCUUCAACAAUAUUCUUCUCUCUACUUCUUCACUCUCUCUCUCUCACUCUUUCUUCAUUGAAGAAUCUCCAUAUUCUCUCUGUCUCCAGGAUACAAGUAGCUGCUGGUUUAGGACUAUAUUUGGUGAUCUUUCGUAAGCCUUCCAUCACCAUACAUGGAGGCGGCCAGCUCUUGCAAUUCAUCUUCCAGAGAUUGUAACAGGGAUAUGGAGCUGCUGCUUGAAGCUUUCGGUUCCACUUUUUCACUGGAGACUUUAGCUUCUGCUUACUCUCAAGCAAAUAGUAAUGUGGACUUGGUUGGUGUCAUUCUUUACGAAUUACAGGGAACUACUGCAGCAACUCAUAAAUCCAAAGAUGGCAUAAAUGCAACUUCUUUAUCAUCAUUAGAUUUAUGUGCUGAAGGUACCUCAAAGUAUCUAUGUAUUGAUGAAGGAAAUGGUAAAGGUGCCGCAAACAACUAUGUUACUGGAAAUUCUGGAGGAGAAUGUCUGAAGUCAAUAAUGGCAACAAAUGAAUCUACAAAAUUUCAAUCAUCUGAAGUUCACUCAAAUGAAUCUAUUAGAAUUCAAUCAUCUGAAGUGCACUCAAAUGAAUCAUUUUCUGCGUCAUGUAAUAAUGCUGGGAAGGAUGAUAGCUUGCAUGCAGACAUCGAAGACUUUCUUUUCAAAAUGCUUGGAGAUGGGUUUCAACUUGACACGCAAAUGAUCCAUCAAGUUCUUGGGCUCUGUGGAUAUGAUCUGGAAAAGAGUAUGGAGACACUUGUUGAUCUAUCAGCUUCAACCCUUGAGAAGAGUGAUGAUGUUGUAAGCGGGUGUGCCGAAAAAGAGAUGUACGUGUAUCUGAAGAAUGGCCCAAAUUCCAAUAAGUUGCAGUCUGGUUCUUCACUAAGUAAUGAUGGAUUGGUGAAAGAAAACAAUAAGGAAUCACGUAGGAAGAACAAUGCUAAUUAUGAUUUGCAGAAGGAAAUUUUGGGAUCAUUAUUUUCAGCUCCUGAAAGAGUAGAGAAGCUACCUAGAAAAACUAGUGUUAGAUCCUCGAGAACAUAUGGGAGAACAGCUGUUGAACCUGUGAUCGAGACUAGCAUAGAGCAAACAUUUGUUGCUUUGAAACCAUUAGCAGAUUACAAUGAAGUUAUAGACAAAUAUGAUGAGGAUAGCUUUCCAGCCCUUCGUCAAGCUGUUAAGGAGUAUUGGACUAUCAUGAAAGAGUACUGCAAAGCUGCUACUGCUGCAUACAGUAAGGGUGAUCGAGAGAAGGCCGAUAAGCUUAUGAAAGAGUGUCAAUUCUACAACAGGAAGGCAAGAGAUGCUGAUGAAAAGUCUGCAAAGAAGGUUCUGGAAUCCAGGCCAGAGGACGAGGUGUUGCUUGACAUUAGUACCCUUGAACUAAAAGAAGCCAUUAAACUUCUGAAGCGUCAUCUCUCUAAUCUCUCAGGCAUCCCGACAAUUCGCUAUCUUAAGGUUUCUGUUGGGGAUGAUGGUGAGGAGAACAAGAAAAAGCGCCUGAAACGUUUGGUUUUAAAACUGCUAGAGAAUGAAUCUAUUCCAUGCACUGAAGCAGACAAUGGAAAAACUAUAGUGAUUCAAAUUGAUGAAAUCAAUCCAAAGACCCUGAGCUUCGCCAAGAAGUAAAAAUUUACAAUCUCAUUCAAAACUUCACUAUAAUGGUGUUUAGGUCUUUCUUGAUGGGGGUACUUAUUUUUCAUAACUUAGUUGGAAUGUAUAGCAAAUUUUCCUUCAUUUUGAAAGUAUUUUGUUUUGAACUGAGUUUUUGUGCUGUGGAAUCGGCUUAUGACCAGAUCCAAUAAUGCUCACAGUAAUAGUAAAGAAUAGCCAAUAUCCUCA
Chenopodium quinoa (quinoa) is the source of this 2056-nucleotide messenger RNA. RefSeq names its product putative nuclear RNA export factor SDE5. The transcript has 13 exons. Lineage: Eukaryota; Viridiplantae; Streptophyta; Magnoliopsida; Caryophyllales; Amaranthaceae. The record is from RefSeq and is a predicted model, not a curated record. The coding region runs from base 368 to 1843 and encodes 491 amino acids.